AUGAUGCCGGCAAGCGAAGUUUGCCAGACGCCCUCGGGCGCGACUCUUCGGCCACUCGGAACGCAGCCAACAGCGACGAAGUCCUUUGAAACUCAGACGCAGGCGGCGACUCCGGCAUUUUUUCCUCCGGCCAUGCCCGUGGCUCCCGGAACGAAUGGAGUUCUUGGAGGCCCGUGGGCAGGCCAGGCCAUGUUCCCGCAGAUGCCGUGCAUGCCUGCCGGGCCUCUCGGUCCAUUUACGCAAAUCAAUCUCCCCGAAGGCGUAGACAUCUCUCAGAUGCACUCGAUGAAGGAAACCAUCAUUAACGAGGCGCCACCCUCUGAAGAGUUGCCCGUCCUGUACAGCCACUCGAUGGAGAUGCAGGGAGUGGUGCCGUCGGGGCCUCUCGUCCCCACGAAUGUCCGACCCCCGCAAAACAUAGUUGCCGCCGGUUUGGGCCCCGCAGAAGUCCCCCACAUGCUCACGGGUUCCCCUUUCUUCCACGCAGCGCCGUCCGCUCCCCAGUGCCCGCUGCUCAGCCCCGAGGCGCCUACCCUCGCGUACCUCCAGCCGAUUGUCCAGCAGAAGCAUAUGCAGAAGCUUUUGGAAGAGCAGAACAGGCAAAACUCGACCUUCGUGACUCCCCAACAGGAGAUCCAGCGCGUCAUGAACGUCGAGGCUCAGAAGCAAGCCAACGGCGUACGGAUGAUGCAGAAUCGAGUCCUCGCUCAGGAACCCACAGAGGGCUUCGGAGUCAUCACAGUCCCUGACGGAAAUGCGGAGAAGUACAACCAAAUGAUGAAGCAAAUGAAGCAGACGCUCGAGGCAACCGGACAGAUGACAGGCUCCAUUCCAAAGGGCAUUCGCCUUUACGAGAUGCUUCAGAACAACUUGCCGACGUGCAUGUCGGACUUUAUCACUUCGCGUAAUCGGCACGCAGAAGACGCGAUCAAACUUUGCCGCCACUGGAGAGGUUUGGAGCCUCUUGCUGAAAAGAAAGAAGCCGCGAAGACAGAGGAAGCCACCGAGGCGGGAGCUGAGAAGGAGCACGAACGCGCUGAUUCGGCAACCACCAUUCGCGACUCCUCCGUGGCUGCGUCUCAGGCGAGUGUGGAGAACUUCGAGAAACUUUCAGUGAAAGACUUGUGCGUCGUCGCUGCGCCACACCCUUCGGUUGUGCGCCAACUUCGCUGCGAGCAGAGUCUCCAGCAAACAGAGACUGUGGCUGCUUCUCAGCCACAGAACUCUCCCGAGACCCAUGCUGCAGGCACUGAGGUGCAAGGAGACAGCCAGGUGCCUCUGGAGCGCCUGCUGCAUGCGCAGAAUCAGAAAAUCAGCUACUUGGAGCAGUUGCUGGAACAGCAGCGAGUCUCGCAGUUCUACGCGGGCUACGAAAGCGCAUGCUCGGAGUUCUCUGCCUACCAGGGCACACGCAGCAGCUCUGCUUAUUCCGGUUCGAAUCUGGAUACCCGUAGCUUCUCGGAGAACGGGCAGGACGUUGAAGAGAAGUCAAGAGAGAGAGCAGUCGGAGCUGGGAGAGUUCCAAAUGCGCGAUACAGCAAGGGAGCGUCUGUCAAGAGCGCCACCCGAGCGUUCCGCGAAGACAGCGCAGGCGCGGCAAACGGCAAGGAAGUUGAUCUGGACGAAGUCCUUCGGCGGUUCGUCGAGGCGCGAUCUGCUGUGCCUCUCAGCCGCUGUCUGCGCCGCGUUCAGCGAGGAGUUUACAUCUUGGGAGACUUGAAAGUUCUCGUGAAGAAGUCGCACAACGGCGAGAUUCUCUGCAUGGCGCAACAUGACGUGUCUCGACAACGCAGCUCUCUCGGAGAGAACGGAAAGAAAUUCAUUUCCCUCGAACGCUUCUGGACGCAAAUGUGCAAGCACCUAGAGACUGCUCAGUAGAAAAAUAUGCAGGCUGCAGCGAGAGAGACGAGAGAAUGAGAUAUGAAAGAAGAGAGCCGAACCGGGACAAACGAGGACCGCGUUUUGACACUCCGAGAGAAAGAAGACAAACGGAGAUAACUGUGGCUGCGUCCUUGUCAUCGGGGAAGACCACCCGACAGCAGAGGGGGUGGGAGACUCCAGAGUUUGAGAGGUGGACAAGCCAGAGACUUCUGC
Messenger RNA from Toxoplasma gondii ME49, 2094 nucleotides. RefSeq lists its product as hypothetical. NCBI's taxonomy places the organism in Eukaryota, Apicomplexa, Conoidasida, Eucoccidiorida, Sarcocystidae. The record is from RefSeq and is a predicted model, not a curated record. Bases 1 to 1878 code for a protein of 625 amino acids. The transcript has 6 exons.